Messenger RNA from Cydia fagiglandana, 448 nucleotides. RefSeq names its product exportin-7-A-like. Gene Ontology annotation, molecular function: nuclear export signal receptor activity. Gene Ontology annotation, cellular component: cytoplasm; nuclear pore. NCBI's taxonomy places the organism in Eukaryota, Metazoa, Arthropoda, Insecta, Lepidoptera, Tortricidae. The transcript is spliced from 4 exons. Bases 173 to 448 code for a protein of 91 amino acids. The record is from RefSeq and is a predicted model, not a curated record. Gene Ontology annotation, biological process: protein export from nucleus.
GGCCACCCUGUAUGUGCUGUCAUCCAUCUCCGAGGGACUCACAGCAUUAGACACGAGUGUGUGCACGGGAUGCUGCGCGACGCUGGACCACAUAGUCACAUAUCUAUUUAAGCAAUUAGUACAGAAAUCAAGCAACAAAAUUCCUCACGGGCGGCAACCGGAGACGAGUAACAUGUUCAUACAAGUUCUGCAGCAGCGGCCGGAGAUCAUGCAGCAGCUUCUGGCCACGGUCCUAAACGUGAUAAUGUUCGAAGACUGCUGCAACCAGUGGUCCAUGUCGCGGCCGCUCCUCGGCCUCAUCCUCCUCAACGAGGAGCAGUUCAGCCGCAUCCGAGCCGAGAUGAUCGCCCAGCAACCAAGGGACAAGCAACCACAGCUGGCGCAGUGGUUCAGCGGACUCAUGCAGGGGAUAGAACCCAACCUGCUCACCAAGAAUAGAGACAAGUGA